Cyclospora cayetanensis is the source of this 2541-nucleotide messenger RNA. RefSeq lists its product as uncharacterized. The transcript is spliced from 7 exons. Gene Ontology annotation, molecular function: chromatin binding; DNA-directed DNA polymerase activity. Gene Ontology annotation, cellular component: nucleus; mitochondrial matrix. The record is from RefSeq and is a predicted model, not a curated record. The annotation marks the transcript as partial. NCBI's taxonomy places the organism in Eukaryota, Apicomplexa, Conoidasida, Eucoccidiorida, Eimeriidae. Gene Ontology annotation, biological process: replication fork processing; response to UV; error-prone translesion synthesis.
AGUACCAACAAUAACAACAACAGCAGCACACUUCUCCUCCGCGAAUCAGCGUCUCCGCUGAGCCGCAUACUUUGGUGGCAGCGCAUGGAAGCGCUGCUGCACAAAUCUCCACGGCUUCAGCCAAAGCAGAAGAAUCAGAACCCCCCAAAGGCUUUCCCCUCCGUCUCCCUAUUCGUUUUUGACAAGCAAGCGUCAGCAACGGCAUGUGCAGCACUGCUGAGACGGCACUUGCUGCCUGCCGCAGUUGGCGUAUGGGCUGAAGAAACGGCAGCAGGAGGGCAGCGCCGCUACUUCUGUGGAUCGUUGAGGGCGUUGAUCGCCGCGGGAGCUGCUGCAGCACGUCGAGCAGAGAGUGCAAGGCAGCAGCAAUCACGCUUGCUCGCUGCUGCAAAUGCCAAAUUCGAUGAUGCAUGCACCAGCACGUCCAGCGACACAAACUGCGCUACGCCAUCGAGCAGCACAAUGUGCAAUUUGUACGAAGUCUUAGAAGCCGGGCAGCCAGUCUGGCUGUACUUCGACGUCGAAUAUCUCUUUUCUUUUAAUCCGCAGCAGCGCAGUUCUGCAGCAAUCGCAGAGACGUGGCGACAGCUGUUACUGCAACUCAGGGGGUUCCUCUGCAACGCUUGCGGCAUGUGCUGCCGUCCUGACGAGUUCGUUUCGCUAGAUGCAACAACUCAUAAAAAAUUCUCACGGCAUCUCAUUGUUAAAGCUCUAAGACCCCUCUGUGAAGGAGGACCUUCCACGCAGCCUUUUCCGUAUCCAGAGUAUGCAGAAAAACAUCCCAGCAUGUGGCUACUUCGAGACGAUUGUGAUAUUACGUCUACUGGUGCUGAUAUUACGUCUACUGGUGCUGAUAUUACGUCUACUGGUGCUGAUAUUACGUCUACUGGCGCUGAUAUUACGUCUACUGGUGCUGAUAUCACGUCUACUGGUGCUGAUACUACGUCUACUGGUGCUGAUACUACGUCUACUGGUGCUGAUACUACGUCGACUGAGGCGGCUGGGAAUUUCGAAGCGGCGGAGGGGCCUCAUUCUUGCGCAGGAAAGGGCUUCUGCACCAGAGGCAGUGAGAAGGGGCAGUCUACGCUGAUGGCAGACGCUCAGACGGCAGGGCGUUUUGCAGAAUUCUUUGUUCUCCAUCUGGCGAAACGCAUACACCUUCUGCAGCUGCAGCAGCAACGACAGGAGGAGAUCCAGACACAGGCAGUUGUGCAGUCUCAUCCAACGAGCGGAUUGCUGCCUAAGCCGCAAGGGUAUGUGCGCGAGCAGCAGCAAGGAAGUUCAGCGAAUGAGCAGCUAGCUGUCGCCGCGCAACUCGGAAGCCUGCAGGAGGAGGCAGAAGGAGGGCACAAAAGUUGCAGCUGUGCAACGGAGGCAGCCUCCGCGUCACUCUCCGAGUUGAUGCUGCUUUUCCCUUUUGCCACUGAAGACGGCGGUAGACGCUGCCUCGUCGACUUGGCAGUAUACACGCGCAACAGAUGCUUCAGACUGUUAGGUGCCUCCAAGUUCAAGCAGAAUACACCCCUCAGGGUGAGCGAAGACUGCAGCUACCCGCUAGGCACUUCGCUAGAGCUGCAGAUCCUAAGAAGCCUUGUCGGGCUGGUGCCUCCCGGCAUCGACAUUCCACUCUUUCACCAUACCGCUAUCGCUCCCCAUCCGUCCGCCUCCGCGGCUAUCAGCGGCAGCAGCAACACGCGAGAAAAACACUUGGGCAGUCCAGCAGCACUUGACAGUUCCGCCUCUCUAGUUGGCUGUCGCUUGCUGCCCGUAAGGCCCUUCCUCGCCACCCACACGCACGGGGGAUUCUUCUCACCAAAAGUUUCCUCCGCACGCACCGAAGCAGCAGCGCCACGAGACAUCCGAGAUGCUCUUUUGCGUGAAGACGCCCAUUCGCUCGGCCUCCCUUCGCAUGUCACUGGACUUAGAGACGCUGCGGCUUUCGCCGUGGCGUUCUGGCAAAGAGUACGAGAUGCAGCAGAGGCAGGAGCAGCAGCAGAGGCAGGAGCUACAAGCCAGCAGCAGAGGCAGCAACUGCAACAACAACUGCAGCAGCAUCAACCGCAACAGCUGCUCAGAGGACAGCACAAAUCCAACGGGGUGCGCCUCAUUGUGGACGCCAGACGGGGGUGUUUCUGGCAAAAGUGUCACGAUCCAGAUUGCGGAGGCUUCCGAUCCCCUCCCUUCCCUCUUCCGCCUGCUGGCGUUGGCGAAGACUACAGCGCAGCAGCAGCCGCUGCUGCUGCAUGCGGCGUCGUGCUGUGCCCUAUCGAAGAAGCCUCACCGGCGUCAUGCGCAAUAGAAACAUUGGGGCUUUCCGCAUUCAUGGAAGACAUGGAGGACGCCGCUGCCGCUGCCGAUCUGGAAACUUUUGCAGCAGCAACAGCAGCAGCAGAAAGCGACAAAAGCACGGCUGCUCACAGGGAAAAAUCCUUGAGAGCUGCAGACGCCGUACACAAGCAAGCCAACAGAAGAUCCGUUGCUGCAGCCGCAGCAGCUGCAGCAGGCGGAGGCGGCAGUGCUGCUGCUGCUGCUGCUGCCUCG